This is a messenger RNA of Rhopilema esculentum, 3561 nucleotides long. Its product is annotated as eukaryotic translation initiation factor 3 subunit A. Gene Ontology annotation, cellular component: multi-eIF complex; eukaryotic translation initiation factor 3 complex, eIF3e; eukaryotic translation initiation factor 3 complex, eIF3m. Gene Ontology annotation, biological process: translation reinitiation; formation of cytoplasmic translation initiation complex. The record is from RefSeq and is a predicted model, not a curated record. Lineage: Eukaryota; Metazoa; Cnidaria; Scyphozoa; Rhizostomeae; Rhizostomatidae. Gene Ontology annotation, molecular function: mRNA binding; translation initiation factor activity.
CCAGACCUCUACCUGCGAAUUUGCCCACGUUCUUUUUCAGAAUUGUAAGGAAGGGAAGAAAAGUUUCUUCGACUUCCAAGGUUGACCAACAACCGAGCUCAAGAUGCCUGCCUAUUUUCAGAAACCAGAAAAUGCACUCAAAAGAGCAAAUGAAUUUGUUGAGGUUGGAACAAAGGAAGCUGCUCUUGAUGUCCUCUAUGAGGUCAUAAAAAGCAAAAAGCAUAGAAAUUGGCAAAAGAUUCAUGAGCCAAUCCUCAAGCUUUACCUAACCUUGUGUGUUCAGCUGAAGCGUAGUGUCAGUGCCAAAGAGGGCUUGUACCAAUAUAAAUUGAUCUGCCAGCAAGUUAACAUUGCAUCACUGGAAGAUGUUGUCAGGUUCUUUUUGAAGCUUGCUGAAGAUACAGCUGAAAAUGCCAGGCAGCAGUCUAGAGAGCAAGUUAUUGUUGAUGACUUGGAUCAAGUGCAAACACCAGAAGGGCUGCUUCUGAGUAGUGUCAGUGUUGAAGACACCCAAGACAGGACAGACAGAGUGCUGUUGACACCAUGGGUCAAGUUUCUCUGGGAAGCUUACAGAAAUGUAUUGGAUUUGCUGAGGAAUAAUAAUCGUGUGGAAAGAUUGUAUCAAGAUACUGCGCAGCAAGCAUUUAAGUUUUGCCUAAGAUACAACAGAAGAACUGAGUUCCGAAAGCUUUGUGAUCAUAUUCGUAAUCAUUUGACACAAAUCCAGAAGUACCAAGGACAGCCCAAUGCCAUUAACCUUAAUAACACUGAAAGCUUACAAAUGCAUGUGGAGACAAGAUUGUCACAGCUUGAAAGCGCCAUCCAAAUGGAACUUUGGCAGGAAGCCUUCAAAGCCAUUGAAGACAUUCAUGGCUUAAUGCAGUUGUCCAAGAAGCCACCAAAGCCCCACGUGCUUGCUAAUUAUUAUGAAAAGAUGGCAUUGGUUUUCUGGAAAGCUGGAAAUUGCCAAUUCCAUGCAGCAACUUUGCAUCGAUUGUAUGUUCUGUACAAAGAACAGAAAAAGAGCAUCAGCCAAGAGGAGACGCAGAAAAUCAGCUCAAAGGUUCUCCUGGCGACCUUAGCAGUGCCGAUCUCAGCUGGACGAAGUGAGCUAGAGGGGUAUCUGAACCACGAUGACACUGCCCAUGAAAAGGCAAAGCGGCUUUCUGGUUUGCUGGGAUUGCAGACAAUCCCUUCAAGGCAAUAUCUUAUCAAGGAAAUGCUUAAAGUUAAUGUCAUUCCAAACGUGAUUCCUGAAAUUGCGAAUUUGUACCAAUGGAUCGAGGUGGAUUUCCAGCCUUUAAAGAUUUGCCAAAAAGUGGACGGUGUCUUGAACACACUGAAAGACCUCGAUGACUAUCAGCAAUAUGUGAAACCUUUGAUGGACAUAGCUGCCACUAGAAUGCUUAGACAGGUUUCGCAAGUGUAUGACAGAAUGCAGUUUUCGAAGCUUGCUUCUUUGGUUCCGUUUUUCGAUGAGCACAAGUUGGAGAGAAUUAUUGUUGAUACAGUCAAAGAGAAAGAACUGCAGUUGUCUAUUGACCACCGUAAGCAGUAUGUCAAUUUUGGCUCAACAAUGGUUGUCGCGAUGAGAGAAGAUGUCCCAGAGGGUCCAUUUAUCCAGUCUUUGCCUUCGGAGCUGACAAGAAGCCAAUUGUUCCAGCUAUCUCAAGGACUCCAGGACUGCUUCACAUACAUUUGCCCGGACAUGAUCAAGAGAAAUCGUCAGCAAGAGAGAGAGCAUCUCAUCCAACAGUAUCUACGACAAGAAAGAAAAGAGCAUGCACACAUCUUGAGUCGUAAAUUUGUCAUCGAAGCAAGGAAAGAGAUGAUUGAAAACAUUAGAACCAAACAGGAACGCAAAGAGCAAGCAAGGAUUCAAGAGCAACAACAGAAGCUGAAGGCUGCAGAGGAACGUAGGCUUGAAGAAGAGAGAGCCAAACGUGAGGAGGAACGAAUGAAACAGGAGUAUGCAAAGGUUAAGAAACAGCAAGUGCUUGAAAGAGUCAAAACUCUGACUGAAAGUGAUGUUGGAAAGAAGGCCUUCAAAGGUCUGACAUCAGAGCAAAUUGAGGAUAUGAAUGAAGAUGACAUCAUACGUAUCCAAGUCGAGCAGCUUGACAAAGAGAAACGAGAGCUGUCUUUGAAGAUGAAGACCCAGGAAAAGAGGAUUGAUUACAUGGCACGUGCAAUGAGAAGGGAAGAAAUCCCUUUGCUGGAGAAGAAGUACGAGGAAGACUCCGUCAAGGAUAAAAUAUUCUGGGAGCAGCAAGAGGAGGAAAUGAUUGCCACUGCUGAGAAAGAGCACGAGAUUGCAUUGAAGACUAAAAACAGGCUUGGAAGAAUGAUCAAAGACAAGGAUGAAUUCGUCAAUGAUCUUGAGAAGAAGAGGGCUGAUGUUUUCGAGGCAAGACUGAAAGACUUUGAGGAUCGUCUUGAAACGCUGAGGAAAGAAAGACUUGAAGCUCGUCGAAAACAGCGAAUCGAAGAGAGAAAAAGGAAUUACAUCGAGGAGAAGCGAGAGGCUGCCAGAAAGGCUGAGGAGGAGAGAAUUUUGCGAGAAAAAGAAGAAGAGAAAAAACGCCUUGCCAUGGAGCUGGAGGCGAAGAGGAAAGAAGAAGAGGAAAGAGAAAGAAAACUUGCAGAUAUCGAGAGGAAAAAAUUGGAGAAGGAAAGGGAGAUUGAAGAGAAAAUUCGCCGAAUGGAACAAGAAGACAGGGAACCCCCUAUACGUAAUGUGGAUGCAGCCAAAGUGGAUCCAAGGGAUGCAAGAGAUGGACAACGUCGUCCACGGGAUGGAGAGGACAGUGGAACAUGGCGAAGACCUGAAGCAACUACACCCAGUAGAGAUACGGGACGAGAAGCUCCUCCUGCAAGAGAGGCAAGCAGCGGAACUGGUCGAAAAUACAUACCUCCGAGUAUGAGGGCUCGUAUGAAUGCUGGUGAAGCUGCGCCUGAAGGAGACAUGUCACGUGAUGGAGAUCGUUCCCGCGACUUCCGUGACAGUGGACGUUCUAGGGAUUUUGACAGAGACAGUGGUAGAUCACGUGACUUUGAUCGUGAUGGUGGUCGGGCGCGUGAUUUUGACCGUGAUGGUGGACGGCCUCGUGAGUUUGACCGUGAUGGUGGACGGCCUCGUGAGUUUGACCGUGAUGGUGGACGGCCUCGUGACUUUGACCGUGAUGGUGGACGGCCACGCGACUUUGAUCGCGAUGGUGGUAGGCCACGUGAUUUCACACGGGAUUCAGAUAGAGGGGACAGUAGAAGGGAGCGAGGCUUUGGUGGCGGAUGGCGAGGAGACGGAGAUAGUAGUGGUUGGAGAAGAGAUGAAGCCCCUAGAGACAAGACGGAAGGGCGCUCAUGGCAAGCGUCAAGGGUUGGAUCUCGUCAAGAUCGGGACCGACAAGGACAUCAGGGUGAUCAAGAUUCAGAUGGCUGGACAAGAGUUCGACGCUAAACUGCCUGUCAUGUUCUAGAAUUGACACUUAGAUCAAAUGCAUUGAUGUGCUUACCAUUAAUUGAUUAAAACUAGAAUGGUAUAUUGUUAUUCAGAUAUUUUGU